UGACAGCUCGGAUGGCCCUCGAAAAGGCGAAUCUAAGGAGGAACUGAGGGGGGAGGAUGGCAGAAGUGAACCCCGCGAGGAGUUCGCGGUCAUCUCACACGGAAAAGAACCCGACCCCAUGUAAGUCGGGCCUGGAGAACCGAGCAAUCGGAUAAGCAUGACGACGUCCCGCGCAGCUGAUGCGCAAGUGUGUGCAGUUUGUGUAGGUACCUGUGUAUGUGUGUGUGUGUGUGUGUGUGUGUAUAGCUCCGUGACGCGGGGUGAUGCGGGGCCGCAGGUAGGGAGCUCGUCACCUCAUUCGGAAAGCCCAAGCGCCCAGGGGGGGCGCUUAAAGCACUGUGCGAGUAGGGACAUCUUCAAGCUUCCACACGCUAGAGAAAAUGAGAGUGACAGUAAGAGUGGGAGCGAGGGAAGCAUUUCGGCGUAUGCGAGAGCAACUAUUGCCGCAACGGGGCUAAGUCGAUCUUGGGUUUGCAGGAUGGUGGAAGCGCACGCCGCUUGCAAAAGACCCCCCCCCCCCCGAAAAAUAUUCCGAGUCUCAGAACAACAAGAACAUUCACAUCAUCGUGGCUCCUUCACAGCCUCGUUAAAAACGGGGGGAGCACAGGCGAGGAAGCACCAUGACAAACAAAGUUGGUCCAAUCGCAAGUGGGGGAAUGUGUUUGUAUAUAUUGAAUAAAUUGAUAUGGGUGGUAUAUCACGAGCCCGGUCCCUCGUCCGGGUCGGAGGGAGGAUAGUCCCAAUUCCAUGCAUCAAGAACAGACCGCUCUCAAAGCUGGCCUUUGUUCCCUCCCCCCC
Messenger RNA from Colletotrichum navitas, 798 nucleotides. RefSeq lists its product as uncharacterized. The transcript has a single exon. NCBI's taxonomy places the organism in Eukaryota, Fungi, Ascomycota, Sordariomycetes, Glomerellales, Glomerellaceae. The coding region runs from base 158 to 679 and encodes 173 amino acids. The record is from RefSeq and is a predicted model, not a curated record.